This is a messenger RNA of Terrapene triunguis (Three-toed box turtle), 969 nucleotides long. It is a transcript of the gene B3GALT5, whose product is annotated as beta-1,3-galactosyltransferase 5. Gene Ontology annotation, molecular function: N-acetyl-beta-D-glucosaminide beta-(1,3)-galactosyltransferase activity. The record is from RefSeq and is a predicted model, not a curated record. Gene Ontology annotation, cellular component: membrane. The transcript is spliced from 2 exons. Bases 10 to 969 code for a protein of 319 amino acids. Lineage: Eukaryota; Metazoa; Chordata; Testudines; Emydidae.
CUAUCAAAAAUGGCUUCGAAGAGAUUCAAAAUGAUUUUGUUUUUAAUUGUAGUAUUGGCCCUUGCUUGUUUGUAUUUAUUCAAACCGAAUUUGAUUGCAAUCGGUAUAUUCUGGCAAAAGAAGGAAGAGGCCACGUCACUGACUUUUAUAACAGAGAGCAGAAACUUUUUGCAGUUGCCAGAUAUAGACUGCAGUAGGACUCUUCCGUUCCUGGUACUCCUUGUGACAUCGUCACAUGGCCAAAAUAAAGCUAGGAUGGCUAUCCGUCAAACAUGGGGGAAACACAGACUAGUUGCUGGCAACCACAUCGUGACAUAUUUUCUUCUGGGAACCACCAUGAACCAAAAUGAUCAAACUGGUAUUAUUGCUGAAAGUCAGAAAUACAGAGACAUUAUCCAGAAGGAUUUUAUAGACGCAUAUUACAAUUUGACUUUAAAGACAAUGAUGGGAAUUGAAUGGGUUCACAAAUUUUGUCAUCAAUCCAGGUUUGUGAUGAAAACUGACUCAGAUAUGUUUGUCAAUAUCUUUUACCUGACUGAACUUCUUUUAAGAAAAAACAGAAGCACUGGAUUCUUCACAGGCUUUUUAAAGACGAAUGAGCUCCCAAUAAGAAAGAUAAAUAGUAAAUGGUAUGUGAGUAAAGAUGAAUAUCCAGGAAGCACAUAUCCUCCAUUUUGUUCGGGGACUGGUUAUGUUUUCUCUACUGAUGUUGCUAGUCAGGUUUAUAAUAUUUCAGAAAGUGUCCCUUUUAUUAAACUGGAGGAUGUUUUCAUAGGACUGUGUCUUGAUAAACUAAAAAUCAAUCUGGAGGAACUUCAUUCAGAACAGACAUUCUUCUCAGACAGGGUUGAGUUCUCUCUUUGUCGCUUCAAGAAAAUUGUGACAUGCCAUUAUGUGAAACCUUAUGAGCUGCUGAUCUACUGGAAUGCACUGGAGAGCUCAAUGGAUGAAAAAUGUCCAGAUGUUUGA